Paralichthys olivaceus (Japanese flounder) is the source of this 831-nucleotide messenger RNA. It is a transcript of the gene chchd10, whose product is annotated as coiled-coil-helix-coiled-coil-helix domain containing 10. Lineage: Eukaryota; Metazoa; Chordata; Actinopteri; Pleuronectiformes; Paralichthyidae. Gene Ontology annotation, biological process: mitochondrion organization. The record is from RefSeq and is a predicted model, not a curated record. Gene Ontology annotation, cellular component: nucleus; mitochondrion.
AAAAGGCAAAGAAGAUCACCCGUUAAGUCUCGCGACAUUUGUGAACGUCGCAAGGUCAAUUGCGUGUACGUGAGCUGCCGGCCUGCGGCUGACAGACACUCAGCGGUGACCCGAGCAGAGAGCGACGUCACUACAGGACCGCAUUUUGCAGAAGUUCACCGGUACGAGCUGCACUGAUAAACGCGGUUGGUGUGAGACAUGGCCAGAGGAAGCCGCAGCCGACCCUCAGCUCAAGCGAGCCCAGCUCCAUCUUAUGCUCCUGCUCCAGCUCAUCCGCCUCCUGCCUCCCUGGCCCCGGCUCCUGCUCAGUCCCAGGGACCUGGUCUCAUGGCCCAGAUGGCUACUACAGCUGCAGGGGUGGCCGUAGGCUCGGCUGUGGGCCACGUUGUUGGCAGCGCUCUCACAGGAGCUUUCAGUGGCAGCAGCAGCAGCAGCAGCAGCAGCAGUCAAGAGCCCGCCAAGUCCUCAUACCAGGACCCCCCCCGGCCUGCUCCAGCCCAGCCAGGUCCCUGUCACUUUGAGGUCAAACAGUUUCUGGACUGUGCCACCAAUCAAAGUGACCUGACUUUAUGUGAGGGUUUCAACGAGGCACUCAAACAGUGCAAGUACUCCCAUGGUAUGACUUCACUGGUGUGAAGGAUGUAUGUCAGCUGCCAUGACCAACAGAUUUUAGUCAUGAGAGAUGCCACAGAAACACACACACACAUCUGAAUGCCGCUCCUCAGGCCAUCGGCAUGGUGGUUCUGUUUGCUUUGUUGAUCGAUGUGAAAUAUUUUUACAUAAUGUACAGUGACCUACAUUUAAUAAACAGCUGUUAUCUUUUUCUGUUAA